Histoplasma capsulatum G186AR is the source of this 468-nucleotide messenger RNA. RefSeq lists its product as uncharacterized. Lineage: Eukaryota; Fungi; Ascomycota; Eurotiomycetes; Onygenales; Ajellomycetaceae. Bases 1 to 468 code for a protein of 155 amino acids. The record is from RefSeq and is a predicted model, not a curated record. The transcript has 6 exons.
AUGUCGGACAAUUUCUUCGGGACCAUCGGGAAUGAGGACACCGUCUAUCACAGUGAGGGUGGCUUCGAUGACAGCUUCAAGAUCGACAUCAAUUUCACAAAGAUGGCGUUUGAGGAAACCCUGAUUGUCUCAGAAGCAUCCUCCAUAUUUCGUGUUAAUUACUGUGGCAAUCCAUGGGUCUUGAAGGUUUUCCACAAUAAUGGGGAUCUUGGGUACGCCCACGAUGGUAUUCGAGAUUUGGACCACUCUCACUACGAGAUAAGGGCAUACUGCAGGCUCAAACACUUUAUGCUAGCUAUUGACCUCACCAACUGUACUCCUCGUCUUGAUACAUUUCAACGUGACACAGGUCCUCCAUCUGCCAUUCUUAUUGAGUACUUACCAAAGCCUUUGGGAGUGGUCAUUGACAUUCAGAAGAAGACCAGAAAAAAGGUAUUCGGCAUCUUGUUGAUCUUUGAGGAAGACUAG